GAUACCAUUCUCGCUCCUCUUCCAAGACGUAGACAAUGUCUCUCAGGGGUGUUGUAUUUGUUGCCUUAAUGGCAGGUUCCCUUGCUGAUUCUAGCCCUAGAUACAGUCCUCCUACUCCUUCCUACAAUCCUCCUGCACCCACAUACGGCGCCCCUGCACCUGCUUCGGGACCUGCCCAAUACGACUUCAACUAUGCCGUGAAGGACGACUACUCUGGAAACGACUUCGGUCACCAAGAAAACCGAAAUGGAUACGACACUCAGGGUACCUACUACGUCCAGCUUCCCGAUGGUCGUCUGCAAACGGUUACUUACACCGUGAACGGCGACUCCGGUUACUUAGCUGAAGUUUCUUACCAAGGAGAAGCUCAGUACCCAGCACAGCAGCCUUCUAGAUCUUACCAACCCGCUCCCUCCCCAUCCUAUCAGCCUGCUCCCACCCCUGCCUACGGCUAAUGUUUUAUAACUAAUAAUUUAUAUCAGAUUCUCUAUGAGAUACGCGAAUGCCUGUAAAUAAACUAUUGAUAUAAUACA
Messenger RNA from Penaeus chinensis, 533 nucleotides. Its product is annotated as pro-resilin-like. Gene Ontology annotation, cellular component: extracellular matrix. NCBI's taxonomy places the organism in Eukaryota, Metazoa, Arthropoda, Malacostraca, Decapoda, Penaeidae. Bases 36 to 455 code for a protein of 139 amino acids. The record is from RefSeq and is a predicted model, not a curated record. The transcript is spliced from 3 exons.